This is a messenger RNA of Anisakis simplex (herring worm), 999 nucleotides long. The record is from the annotation of a GenBank genome assembly. NCBI's taxonomy places the organism in Eukaryota, Metazoa, Nematoda, Chromadorea, Rhabditida, Anisakidae.
AUGUCGGGUGAUAGUGACUUGAAUGUUGAUCAUUUGAUCACAAGACUUCUUGAAGUACGAGGAUGUAGACCGGGCAAAACAGUGCAGAUGUCCGAGAAUGAGAUUCGAGCUCUCUGUCACAAGAGUAGGGAAAUUUUCCUUUCCCAGCCGAUUUUGCUCGAGUUAGAGGCACCACUCAAAAUUUGCGGUGAUAUUCAUGGCCAGUACAACGAUUUAUUACGAUUGUUUGAAUAUGGAGGAUUCCCACCGGAAGCCAAUUAUCUCUUCUUGGGAGACUAUGUAGAUAGAGGAAAGCAAAGUCUCGAAACCAUAUGCCUUCUUUUGGCAUACAAAGUGAAAUAUCCGGAGAAUUUCUUUUUGCUACGCGGCAAUCACGAAUGUGCUAGUAUUAAUCGUAUUUAUGGAUUCUAUGAUGAAUGUAAGCGUCGUUUCUCAAUAAAACUAUGGAAAACAUUCACGGAUUGUUUCAAUUGUCUGCCAAUUGCUGCGCUGAUUGAUGAGAAGAUAUUCUGUUGCCACGGUGGUCUUUCGCCGGAUCUUCAAAAUAUGGAACAAAUCAGACGAAUCAUGCGUCCGACGGAUGUACCUGAUACAGGAUUGCUGUGUGAUUUGCUGUGGUCGGAUCCAGACAAAGAUGUUCAAGGAUGGGGUGAGAAUGAUCGUGGUGUUUCGUUCACUUUCGGACCAGAUGUUGCGGCCAAGUUUUUGAAUCGACAUGACCUCGAUCUAAUUUGUCGCGCACAUCAGGUGGUCGAAGACGGUUAUGAGUUCUUUGCAAAGCGACAGUUGGUGACACUGUUCUCGGCUCCGAAUUACUGCGGUGAAUUCGAUAACGCUGGUGGUAUGAUGAGUGUUGACGAAACAUUGAUGUGCUCCUUCCAGAUUCUGAAGCCAUCCGAGAAAAAAGCGAAAUACCAGUACUCAGGGCUGAAUAGUGGGCGUCCCGUACAAGCAGCGCAAAGGGCUGGAACCCCGGGUGGUUUACAAAAGAAGAAGUAA